GUCAUGUGACUAACCACGUGACUUUUUGCGGAAGUAAGAAAGUCAACAACAUGCAUGAAUCUUCUUGAGCCGAAUGUAGUUUUAAUGGCGCGAUAUUUUGCGGUGUUAUUACUCAUCGCUGCGUUUACGGACACAGCUCUGUGUCUGCAGGAGUCAUGCGGGGCCGAGCAGGGAAGCGACGCCCGGCAGGGAGAACCAAGCUGCGGCUGUGAAAACCUGAAGAGAGACGCUGUCUUUACUGCUGCCGCCGAGGACAGGGUGGAGGACAGGACAGCCUCAGUGGACGAAGCCGCCAAAUACUCCAGAGACUCCAACGAGAAGCUGCCAGAUGCUGAGGAAAAUGAGAAGGGCACACAGAGUCAGAUGGUGCUGAUUUCUGGAGGAGAGUUCCUGAUGGGCACAGAUAACCCUGGCAUCCCUGCAGAUGGCGAAGGUCCCCAGAGGCUGGUGUACGUGGACUCCUUCUACAUGGACAUCCAGGAAGUCACGCACAGGCAGUUUCAGAGCUUUGUCAGUGCCACAGGAUAUGUCACUGAGGCAGAGAAAUUUGGAGACUCUUUUGUGUUUGAGGGGAUUUUGAGUGAGACGGUCAAGAACCAGAUCACCCAGGCAGUGGCUGCUGCCCCCUGGUGGCUACCUGUCAAAGGGGCCAACUGGAGGCAACCUGAGGGUAUAGACUCCAACAAUGCAGACAGGCUGGACCAUCCUGUGGUACAUGUGUCCUGGGCAGAUGCCGUGGCCUACUGUUCCUGGGCCAACAAGAGACUUCCUACAGAGGCAGAAUGGGAGUACGCCUGCAGGAGUGGACUGAAAGACAGACUUUAUCCCUGGGGAAACAAGUUGAACCCAAAAGGACAACACUACGCCAACCUGUGGCAGGGGGAUUUCCCCAACCACAACACUGGAGAGGACGGAUAUGUCAAAACCUCACCAGUGAUGUCCUAUCCUGCCAACGGCUUUGGUCUGUAUGAUAUGGUGGGUAACGCUUGGGAAUGGACUGCAGACUGGUGGGCUGUGCAUCACACCACUGAACGGCAGCACAAUCCAACGGGUCCUCCUUCAGGCAAAGACAGGGUGAAGAAGGGAGGUUCAUAUAUGUGCCACAAGUCCCACUGUUACAGAUACCGAUGUGCGGCCCGUAGCCAGAACACUCCCGACAGCUCAGCUUCUAAUCUUGGUUUUCGCUGCGUCUCUCAGGAGCAACAGUGACCUGACCUGCUUGUCUCCAUCACAUGGUCUGUUCUCCCAUCUGCUGUCCGACCCCUGUGCUGGAUGCAGAGAUGAUCCGUGAAAGCAGAAUUUGUUUUUUACUCACUUUACUUUCACCAAAUUCUUGUGUAAUGAUUUACAUUUGGAGUCAGGAUUAUAUUACACUGCUGCAUAUGACGUCAUUCCUUUGGUUUGGUUGUUUUUGUCAUACUUUUCCUGAGAAAUGUGUGGGAAAAGAUUGAUGGUGUCUGAGCUCAAGCAGUGUGGGGCAGUGAAUUUGCAAAUUACAGUUUGUCAUUAUCAGCUGUUGGAUGGUUAAGAUGAAGACUAAACAUAAUUUCUUAAUGUAUACAGAGAUUGUUGUAAAACUGUUGUAAAAUAUUUUUGUAUACUUUUAUUAAACAAAUUGAAUGGAA
Solea solea (common sole) is the source of this 1625-nucleotide messenger RNA. RefSeq names its product sulfatase modifying factor 1 (gene sumf1). NCBI's taxonomy places the organism in Eukaryota, Metazoa, Chordata, Actinopteri, Pleuronectiformes, Soleidae. The transcript is spliced from 9 exons. Gene Ontology annotation, cellular component: endoplasmic reticulum. Bases 55 to 1209 code for a protein of 384 amino acids. The record is from RefSeq and is a predicted model, not a curated record.